This is a messenger RNA of Coffea eugenioides, 1019 nucleotides long. RefSeq names its product protein YLS3-like. The coding region runs from base 230 to 838 and encodes 202 amino acids. Lineage: Eukaryota; Viridiplantae; Streptophyta; Magnoliopsida; Gentianales; Rubiaceae. The transcript is spliced from 2 exons. The record is from RefSeq and is a predicted model, not a curated record.
ACGACAUGAUAAUCUUUCUUUCAAAUAGGAGGCCACCCCAUCCUUUUCUCAAUUAAGACAGGGAUGGGUAAACAAUAAAUACCCAACUCAACGAACUCUAUAUUUAGCCCGCGUGCUCUAGGAAUUGGUAGGAUUCAUCAAAUCAACAACGAACAAAGUUCUCUACACUCGAGCUAGGCAGGCUCAUCCUAGGUUGUAGACGGGACUAGCUAGCUAUCUAGGGAGUGAAAUGCAGAGGAUGAAAUCGAAGCUUUCCAUGAUUUGCAUUUGCAUUGCCACAUUGGCAAUAGUAGCAGUGGCUACAAUUCAAGAGGAUGAGAAGGAUUGUGCGGACCAGCUUACCAAUCUUGCAGCUUGCAUUCCCUAUGUAAGUGGCGAUGAGAAGAUCCCCACUCCAGAGUGUUGUGAGGACACCAAGAAAGUCAAGAGUGCUAAACCAAAGUGUCUCUGUGUUCUCAUCAAAGAGAGCACCGAUCCCUCCAUGGGUCUCCCCAUUAACACCACUUUGGCUCUUAAAAUGCCUUCUGCUUGCAAGAUUGAUGCAAAAGUCUCCGACUGUCCAUCUAUACUGAACUUGGCACCAGAUUCACCUGAUGCAAAGAUUUUUGAAGCAGCGAGUAAGGAUUCGAGCACGAGUUCAUCAACAACAAAGUCUCCUCCAGCUUCUGCUUCAACUUCUUCAUCAUCGUCUGGAUCAUCAACAUCUCCAUCUUCUUCAAGCUCAUCAUCGAGUUCAGACACCAAGCCAACCGCAAGCAGCAGCAUUGCUGGAGCGAAGUUGUGCCAAAGCAGCCUUGUUAUUGCGGGAUCCGCAGUAAUUGCGCUGUUGUUACUUUAAGUCCCUUUACCAGCCAUCGAGAGAAUAAUACAUGCACGCAGAGACAUCAUCUAAGGAAAUAAUGGAGUCUCAAGAGUAUGAUAGUCGGUUAGUUUAGUUCUCCGCUUAUGAAUUUUAGUUUUAGGAUAAUAACAAUAAUAAAAGAUAAGAGGCAGCUGUGCGACCGCAAAGUUUCCUUCAA